This is a messenger RNA of Gilbertella persicaria, 2072 nucleotides long. Its product is annotated as MCM2/3/5 family-domain-containing protein. The coding region runs from base 60 to 2036 and encodes 658 amino acids. Gene Ontology annotation, biological process: DNA replication initiation; DNA replication; DNA strand elongation involved in DNA replication. Gene Ontology annotation, molecular function: ATP binding; single-stranded DNA binding; ATP hydrolysis activity. The transcript has 2 exons. NCBI's taxonomy places the organism in Eukaryota, Fungi, Mucoromycota, Mucoromycetes, Mucorales, Choanephoraceae. The record is from RefSeq and is a predicted model, not a curated record. Gene Ontology annotation, cellular component: MCM complex; nucleus.
ACACGUCUAACGGCUUUUGAUAGUUUGAAGACUCAAAGACGAGAACAGUGGCCAAUAUUAUGAGAAACACAAAGCAUUACAUUGACCUUGUUUCUACUGUAAUUGAUGAUCUUUUAGUCACCAAACAGCCUGCUGAACCUGAUUUGAGUUACAAAGAUAGUGUGCUUGAUGUGAUUAUUCGUCAAAGAAGUAUUCGUGAUUCCAACAGAGCUACUGAAACUGAACAAACGUUCCCUCCUUCUUUGACCCGUCGAUAUGAAGUAUUCUUCAAGCCUUUAAGCAACAGUACAUCUUAUGCUGUUCGCCAAAUCAAUGGUGCUGAAUUAGGCCAUCUUGUUACUGUGCGUGGUAUUAUCACCCGUGUAUCAGAUGUCAAGCCUUUUAUUCAAGUCAACACUUACAGUUGUGAUUCAUGUGGUUAUGAAAUCUUUCAAGAAAUCAAACAAAGACAAUUCACUCCUUUAACCACCUGUGUCUCUGAAGAAUGUCAAAAGAAUGGUACAAGAGGAAAAUUGUACAUGCAAACAAGAGCUUCUAAAUUUUUGGCUUUCCAAGAAGUCAAGUUACAAGAAUUAACAGACCAAGUGCCUGUAGGCCAUAUUCCUCGUACGAUGACAUUGCAUCUCUAUGGUGCUGCUUGUCGUCAAUUGACGCCUGGUGAUGUGGCCAAUGUGAGCGGUAUCUUUUUGCCUAUGCCUUACACUGGAUUCAGAGCCCUUCGUGCUGGUCUUUUGACUGACACUUAUUUACAAGUACAAUAUGUACACCGUCUUAAGAAACAAUACGACGAAAUUGAAUUAACAGAAGAAGAUCAACAACGGCUUGAGGAAUUGAAACGCGAUGCUAAUAUCUAUAGCCAUUUAGCCCGUAGUAUUGCCCCUGAAAUCUAUGGUCAUGAUGAUGUGAAAAAGGCACUUUUGUUGUUGCUUGUAGGUGGUGUCAACAAGACAGUAGGCGAUGGUAUGAAGAUUCGUGGUGACAUUAAUAUCUGUUUGAUGGGUGAUCCAGGUGUAGCUAAAUCUCAAUUACUCAAAUUCAUUGCUAAAGUGGCCCCUCGUGGUGUCUAUACAACUGGUCGUGGUUCUUCUGGUGUUGGUUUGACUGCUGCUGUCAUGCGUGAGCCUGUGACAGAUGAAAUGAUUUUGGAAGGUGGUGCUCUUGUCUUGGCUGACAAUGGUAUUUGCUGUAUUGAUGAGUUUGACAAGAUGGACGAAUCAGAUAGAACAGCUAUUCAUGAAGUCAUGGAACAACAGACUAUCAGUAUCUCUAAGGCUGGUAUCAACACGACCUUAAAUGCUCGCGCUUCCAUCUUGGCUGCUGCCAAUCCUUUGUAUGGUCGUUACAAUACCCGUAUUUCUCCUACACAAAACAUCAAUUUACCUGCUGCUUUGCUCUCUCGUUUUGAUCUUCUUUAUUUAAUCCUCGAUAAGCCUUCUGACGAUUUAGAUCGUCUUUUGGCUGAACAUGUCACUUAUGUUCAUACUCACAAUAAGCCUCCUAAGAUGGACUUUGAUGUUUUAGAGCCUCAUAUGAUUAGGCACUAUGUAGCCCAUGCUAGAACAAAGCGUCCUGUACUCACACAACAAGUCUCUGACUAUGUAACCAGUGCUUAUGUUGGUCUAAGACGUCAAUACAAGAUUGACGAAGACCGCCAACAACAGUUCACAUAUGCUUCUGCUCGUACUUUGUUGGGUAUCAUUCGUAUGGCUCAAGCCUUAGCCCGUGUGCGUCUGUCUGACACAGUUGAGCCCAUGGAUGUAGAUGAAGCACUUCGAUUGAUUGAUGUUUCCAAGUCAUCAUUAACAGAUGAGAGUCAAAAGCGUGAUGGUCGCCAUGACAAAUCACCCAUGUCGGGUAUCUUCAACAUCGUCAAAGAAUUAACAUACCAAUAUGGAAGCUCAAUUGCUUUAUCUACUAUUAGACAGCGUGUUUUAUCAAGAGGUUAUACAGAAAUUCAAUUGGACCAAGCUAUUCGUGAAUACAAGAAUUUAGAUAUUUGGCAAGUGGAUAGUGCUCGUCUUAAUAUUGUUCAUUAAUGUUAUAAAUAAACCCCUCCUCUUUUAUUAUGUAAG